Messenger RNA from Aspergillus pseudonomiae, 1739 nucleotides. RefSeq names its product UbiA family prenyltransferase. Gene Ontology annotation, molecular function: transferase activity, transferring alkyl or aryl (other than methyl) groups. Bases 421 to 1437 code for a protein of 338 amino acids. Lineage: Eukaryota; Fungi; Ascomycota; Eurotiomycetes; Eurotiales; Aspergillaceae. The transcript has 2 exons. The record is from RefSeq and is a predicted model, not a curated record. Gene Ontology annotation, cellular component: membrane.
GCUAGCCUAGUAGCGAAGGCACAAUGGAGCCACUGAAUGUGCCUGAAUGGACGACUUGCAGACGCUAGGAAGCACCGCUGGGACGCCAGCGAUGCAAAUCCCGGCCCCUAGCGAGCUCCAUUAUGAUAGUCGAGGGGGCCACUUUCUCGUCAAGCGGCCCCGAAAUGGGUCUGUCACUUAGGCAUUUGACAGGUGGGGCUCGUUGAAGAAGCAGGUUUAACUGUUUGACGUGGUCAAUUGUCGACCAGUCCUGGAAACGCUACUGAUGUACUCUAAGGUUUGCAGCGGGAGUUCUCCGGAUUGCCGGGUCGUGGUUUAUAUCUGGUGUAGUGCGGUAUGCCCAGGGGGCAUUAGGAGAUUGUGGACGAGGAAUAUCUAAUUGAUCAAUACUUGAUUGAUUGAUUGUUUGUAUCCUACCAAAUGUCGACCAUCCAGCCUCUCUCAAGUGACCAUGUAAACCCAAGAAGCGUCCAUGAGUCCAUUCGCCAAGUUCUGCAUCAUGAGUUUCUCAUCACGGAACGAUUACUCCGUGCCAACAUCCGUGAAGGCCUAGUCCUGCCCAUCAUCGGCCUCAUCGCUCGCUUUCUGCCUGCGCCGGACCUCCUCCUGAUGACCCCCUGGACCCAGCUGGCCCUGGUGCUCCUCAAGACCUUCGUUUGCUUCCUCUGCCACCUGUACGUGUUCGAGAUCGUGAACCAAGUCCUCUCCGUCGAUGAAGACAUCGCCAACAAGCCGCACCGCCCGAUCCCGGCAGGCUUGCUCUGCAUCCCCGGGGCCUAUCGACGCUGGCUCCUGAGUUGGGCCAUCUGUCCCGUCAUUGCCAGCCACCUUGCGGGUCCGGAAGCCGCCGGCCUAUUCGGAAUAUACCAAGCCUGGGUAUACUUUUGCUACGUGUGGCCGAAGAUCAACCACUGGGUCUUCCGGAAUGCGUUUGCGUCGAUAGGCGCGUACAACAUGUUCCGACUCGUGGACACUAUCGUUCACAGCGAGAUCCCAUCCUUCCCGGUCAUGCCGAAGAAGGUCCUCCUACUCUUCUCGGCGUGGGUGGUGGCCACAGUACACGUGCAGGAGUUUCACGAUGCCGAGGGUGACCGACGCAUGAAGAGACGGACGCUUCCGGUCGUUGUUGGACCCAAGGGAGAAGGACUCCUCCGAGCAGCCACCGCAAUGCUCGUCAUCGGGUCAGGCGCUGUGCUCCUCGUUGCCACCUCUUCUUACACCCAGGGCUCUGCCCUCCCUCAUCAACAUUGGACGGUAGCGGGACUCGCCAUAACAGGCAUCCUGCACAAUAUCUUCGCAUGCAUAGUUGGAUUCCGGUGCGUCUGGCACGGCGGCGUUGCCUUCGAUCGCAAAACGUAUAAACGAUUUUACAUGUUGGCGGCGUAUACCAUGAUCUGCUAUUUGUCUUUCUGGCAGAUGACGAUGCAGGGGAUUUAGGUAAGGGGUUUGGCUGGGUAUGUCGAUGGCGGCAGUUCACGAGCUCCUUUGGAAACCUCACUCUCGAUCAGUUCCGGCAGCAUGAGCCGAAACAAAGAUCGGACGCUAUAUUCGUUAGCCAGGGCUGGUAAUAUAUAUAUACCGUAGAGAUGACUUACGAUUGAAACGCGUGUUUGUUUGUCUGUUUGUGUGCUUUUGCACGUGCUGCGGUCUAGCGUUUGCUUUCCUGACAUUUGUCAGCAUUGUAUUUGAAGAUAGAGGAGAAAAUAGUUCGGUUAGCUUACUCGAUCAAUGUCAUUUCC